AUGGCUUCCGCUGCCAGAACUGCUUCCCGGGCCUUCUUGCGCUCAACCCCGGCCACCUCCUCCUUCCGUCCUGCCGUGCGCAGCACCCGAUUUGCCAUCCCUCAGCACAUCCGCGCCUCUGCUCGCCGUGGAUAUUCCUCUGAGGCUGGCUCUGAGAAACCUAGCUCGUCCUCCUUCAGUAUCUGGGCUUUCGGUCUCGGUGCCCUCGGUGCUGGUGGUGUGUACUACUACCUGAACGGUGCCUCCCCCAAGGGCCCCUUCGUUCCCACCCAGGCCGAUUACCAGAAGGUGUACGACGCUAUCGCCAAGCGUCUGGCCGACGAGACCGAUUAUGAUGACGGCAGCUAUGGCCCCGUCCUCGUUCGUCUCGCAUGGCACGCCAGCGGUACCUACGACAAGGAAACCAACACCGGAGGCAGCAACGGUGCUACUAUGAGAUUCGCCCCUGAGUCGGACCACGGCGCCAACGCCGGCCUCAAGAUUGCCCGUGACUUCCUCGAGCCCAUCAAGGCCCAGUUCCCCUGGAUCUCGCACUCCGAUUUGUGGACUCUGGGUGGUGCUUGUGCCAUUCAAGAACUUGGUGGCCCCACCAUUCCCUGGAGACCCGGCCGUCAGGAUAAGGAGGUUGCUGCAUGCACUCCCGACGGCCGUCUGCCCGACGCCGCCCAGGGCCACCGUCACAUCCGCGACAUCUUCGGCCGCAUGGGCUUCGAUGACCGCGAGAUGGUUGCACUGAUUGGCGCUCACGCGCUGGGCCGCUGCCACACCGACCGCUCCGGUUUCGACGGCCCCUGGAACUUCAGCCCAACUGUGUUCAGCAACGAGUUCUUCCGUCUCCUGAUUGAGGAGAAGUGGACCCAGAAGAAGUGGAACGGCCCUGUUCAGUUCACUGACAAGAGUACCUCCACUCUGAUGAUGUUGCCCACUGAUAUGGCUCUCAUCAAGGAUAAGGGCUUCAAGCAGCACGUCGAGCGCUAUGGAAAGGACAGCGAAGUCUUCUUCAAGGAGUUCUCUGAUGUCUUUGUUAAGCUCCUUGAGCUCGGUGUGCCUUUCCAGGUCAAGCCCGAGGACCGAUUUGUCUUCAAGACCUCCGAGUAA
Messenger RNA from Penicillium soppii, 1098 nucleotides. Its product is annotated as peroxidase. Bases 1 to 1098 code for a protein of 365 amino acids. Gene Ontology annotation, molecular function: heme binding; peroxidase activity. The transcript is spliced from 2 exons. Lineage: Eukaryota; Fungi; Ascomycota; Eurotiomycetes; Eurotiales; Aspergillaceae. The record is from RefSeq and is a predicted model, not a curated record. Gene Ontology annotation, biological process: cellular response to oxidative stress; response to reactive oxygen species; hydrogen peroxide catabolic process.